CUCACACGAUUGACUUGCAACCCAAAAUUCACAUGUAACCCAUCAACCUAACCUAGACCCAACCCAAACCGUCUAUUUGAGUCUUUACGCAUCUCAAUGACUAACUUUCCGUCUGCUAUUUUUUGGCCACGCAGGAUGCAAGCGAAGCCUCUCCAGACCGACAAGCACAGCACCCUGAAGCCAGGAACAGAGAAGCAACAGCAGCAACCACCAUCAACCAAAACCGACCGCAAUUGGGUCCAAACCGCAAAAACAAUACUCAGACUCCUUCCAAUCUGGGCAACGCUGCUGACAUUCGCCGUCAUCUUCCAACAGCCCGCCACCUUCUUCACCAAGCAAGGCAUGACCAUGUCUCGAAACAUCGGCACAGGUAAAACCAAAUUCAUGAUCCCUCCAGCAACUCUCCAGAGCUCCAUCACCGUCUCCAUCAUCCUCCUCAUGCCACUCUACGACAAGCUCCUCAUCCCCUUCGCCCGCCUCGUCACCCGGUCCGAAAAGGGGAUCAGCGUCACACAGCGGAUGGGGAUCGGGAUGUUCCUGUCGAUCAUCGCGAUGGUAAUCGCGGCGUUGGUCGAAGAACAGAGGCUGGAGAAAAGCAGGGGAGCGAAAACAGAGGAGAUGGUUGUUGAAAUGAACAUAUUCUGGCUGUUGCCGCAGUACAUUUUGUUGGGGAUUUCGGAUAUUUUCACGGUGGUGGGGAUGCAGGAAUUCUUCUACGGGGAAGUUCCGGUGAAGAUGAGGACUCUGGGGAUUGCGUUGUACACGAGUGUGUUUGGUGUGGGGAGCUUCAUGAGUGCUCUGCUGAUAUGUUUGGUUGAGGUUUCGACGCGGUGGAGGAAAGAAGAGAGCUGGUUUAGCGACGAUAUGAGGGAGGCGAGGCUGGAUAAGUAUUAUUGGUUGCUGGCCAUUUUGAGCUCCGGGAGCUUGGUGCUGUAUUUGGUACUCUGCAAGUUUUUUUACGGUGGAAGUAGGAGUGGUGGCGAUGAGGUGGAGAUGGAGGUGGUGGAGAGUGGUCGUAACACGGGAUGUACAUGAGAAUUGAGAUGAUGCUUAGAAUGUUUGUUUGAUUCAGGGUUUUGGGUUCCAUUUUGACAUGUUAAGUGUUGUUUUUUUUGGGAUCCAUGAGGGAGGGAUGUGGGGAAGUUUAUAAUUUGAAAUUAGGAGUGUAAUGUAAAUAUUGGAUUGAUGAUAAUUGAUAAGUCCCGCCACGUCUAAAAAUGACUCGUUUUCUAGUUGUGGAUUAAACUUUCAGGUUUUGACAAUGUAUUCUUUCGAUUAAUAAAUGAUUUAAGAUGAU
Molecule: messenger RNA, 1297 nt
Organism: Linum trigynum
Lineage: Eukaryota; Viridiplantae; Streptophyta; Magnoliopsida; Malpighiales; Linaceae
Source: the annotation of a GenBank genome assembly